Ornithodoros turicata is the source of this 1891-nucleotide messenger RNA. Its product is annotated as opsin, blue-sensitive-like. The record is from RefSeq and is a predicted model, not a curated record. Gene Ontology annotation, cellular component: plasma membrane. Bases 90 to 1235 code for a protein of 381 amino acids. Gene Ontology annotation, molecular function: G protein-coupled photoreceptor activity. NCBI's taxonomy places the organism in Eukaryota, Metazoa, Arthropoda, Arachnida, Ixodida, Argasidae. The transcript has 3 exons. Gene Ontology annotation, biological process: cellular response to light stimulus; G protein-coupled receptor signaling pathway; visual perception.
UCGGCCGUCGCUCGAGGGCCGCGCUGGCGCUCUGUUGGCUGCCGUAUGUCGGUAUUCCGUACUGGGAUGUGGACGGAGCUGAACGUUCCAUGUCGGAUGCGCACAACCUGUCCUCCCGCUGGGAAACAUUGGUCGAUGAAGAGCUGCUGUCGGUCGUGCCUGCUCAUUGGCUUUCCUUUCCACCACCUUCUCCGGAGGCCCACAUGGCCUUAGCGGCAGUCUACUUCGUACUCUUCGUGGCUGGAUUUCUCGGAAAUACUUCGCUCAUCUAUCUUUUCCUCACAACACGCGCUCUGCGCACGAGCUCCAACUUGCUGGUGUUCAACCUGGCCCUGAGUGACCUCCUGAUGGACCUGGAAAUCCCGCUACUUGUUUACAACAGCCUCCGACAGCGGCCAGCUCUCGGUAUAUGGGGCUGUCGCUUGUACGGCUUCAUGGGAGGCGUGUCUGGCACAUCAGCCAUCCUGAGCAUCACUGGCCUUGCCUUAGAUCGCUGUUGCGUCAUCUGGCAUCCGUUCUGCACCAGUCCAGUGGAUACCUUCAGCCGUCGUUCGUUAGUCCUUGCAAUAACAACAUGGAUCUACGCGACCGUCUUCUCCGUCUGUCCUCUAUUUGGCUUAAACCGCUAUGUCCCCGAAGGUUUCCUCACAUCCUGUAGCUUCGAUUUCCUGUCUACAGCGCCACGUGACCGCAACUUCGUCUGGGCCUUUUUCGUCGCCGCCUGGUGCGUGCCCGUCGCUACCAUUACCGGCAGUUACGCCGCCAUUCUCGUUGCGAUGCGCCGUAGCGGCCAAGAGAGUACCUGUGGCGACAACUCGAAUAACAAACAUAGACGCCAUAUCCAGAGGGCUAGUGAACUUCGGGUAGCGCGCGUGGCGUUGCUGCUCCUGGGGCUGUGGAUGGUGGCCUGGACACCGUACGCUGUGGUGGCACUACUGGGCAUUACGGGUCAACGGCGAUGGUUGACGCCGCUGGGAUCUAUGUUACCUGCCGUGUUCUGCAAGUCGGCGGCUGUGUUGGAUCCGUUCGUGUAUGGCCUCAACAGCCCGCGCUUUCGGCGAGAGUUGAACAAGAGACUGUACUGUGUACGAUGUCAAACGCUGCCAAGUGGUCCGGGUGAAAAGCAUCAUUCUUCUGAUCGUGCUUCUGACGCAGUCGUGACAGCGUUUAUGCAAAGGCUGUCUUCGACCAAGAAUUUGUGUCGGCCACCACGGGUGGCUUGCUCUGAAGUAUGACCAAAGUGGUAUUUAUGAGACUCAAAGCGUGUCACUUUGAAAGUAAAACUCCUGCAUUUCGGGUCGUGAGAAGCAGGUAAUGUAAUGAAGGUGCUAUACUCCGGAACAGGCCAAUUCCUGCAGGUCAACGCAAAUCUUAAGGCAUCUGUGAUUGGCUUGGGAUAGGCGCAUAACGCCUCCGAGUCACAACGCCUUCAAAUGUUGCUUGUACAAUGAACAUGUUGUGAAAACACCCGUCGGGGACAUUUGCAUGCAUUUAAAGCAAACGCGUAAAAUAUUCGCGUUAGCAAAACAUGCGGAUCGGCUUCUUCGUCUGUGGGUCUAUGGCGUCCGCCACCUUCUCAUGUGCGAACUACAUUCUCCGCUGGCGGAGAUAUACACCUGUGUGCCUGCAGCACUUGAGUUGUUUCGGAGCAUAGUUGAAAAGAGUGCCUUGGUGUAAGCAUUUUUGUCUCGCUUUCAUGAACGUACUGUACGAUGUUGCGUACGAGUGAUAUUACGCAUGUUCCUGUCAUGUUCCUGUUGCGUAUCUGUUGUGCUCUGUAUGUACUGAGAUAGAAACGCAUCCUCAAGUCCGUGCAAUGUUGAGAAUUCAACCUCACUUCCAGUGCAUCCCAUUCGCCUGUCUAGGGGUUGACCAAUCCGAAACUGUCGCU